UACAAUUUUUUUAUGUUUGAUCGGAAUAGCUUGGGUUUGAAUCUAUACAUUUGUUUUCAUUGUAUUUUAUGCACCUAUUUGCCAUUUUAAUUCUUUUUUAAAUGUAAAUUUGUCUGAAACAUUAAAGCAUGGAAAGAAAAUUGACGAAAAAAGCAUUUGUCAUUGGUGAAAAACCGGAAAAUUUUGAUAUGAAUGUCCCACCAGUGACAGGAUACGAUUAUUUAUACCGUGUACGAAUUGAAAGUAGAAAUUGCCCUAAAGUAGUCGUUUCUGAUAUAGAUAAAACGAAAUUCCUGAAUCGCCAAACUGUAACAAUCGACGAAGGUAACGGUUUCAUUUCGGCACGUCCAGGAUUCGCACCCAAUCCUGAAUGGAAAGAACUGCAACUUGAGACGUUUAACUCUUAUAAACAAAAAAUGUCAGAAGACCGUGCUUGUCUGAAACAGAAAUUUCCAAGAAAAGCCUUUCCAAAGAUAAAAUUCAACCAAAAAUGGUGUCUGUAUUGUUUAGGAACAGAGAAACAUGAUUUAAUAUAUGGAAGAGCGGAGGAGCCAGAGGAAUCUGAUGGUACUAGCUGUAUCGCUAUAUCUAAGGAAAUUCGCGUCAGUGACUUUCCUUAUCCACCAUUGCUUAGCAUCAUAUUGUAUCUGAAUCAAGGCCAAAUUGUAAAGCUUUUAUCAUAUCAUAUUGAGUGGUUAGAAAAAAUAGGAUUCUCCCAUCUGCAGGGAGAGUGGUUAUAUGCUCUUUUAGUUGCUCUGGAAAAGCCAUUGGAUCCAGAUACUUGUGCUUUAUUACGCAGCUUAUCCAGGCAUUGCAGCAAGUUACGGAAUGAGUUGCCUACACCAGAUCAUGAAUUUGUGCAAGCAUUAAAUUUGCUCUUGUUAAUUGUAGCUCACUGUUUUGAUCAGAAGGACAUGAGUGAUGAUUUUAUCUCUGCAAAUCGAAUGUGAUUGUUACCAUUAUUUUACAAUAAAGCAUUAAUGUAUGUUUCAUGAUUUCAUACAAGGAAUUUCACUGUUGUAAAAAUCAUUAAAGUUCCAUCAAUAUCUGUCAUAA
Molecule: messenger RNA, 1056 nt
Organism: Argiope bruennichi
Lineage: Eukaryota; Metazoa; Arthropoda; Arachnida; Araneae; Araneidae
Product: gem-associated protein 2-like
Exons: 1
Coding region: 129-950 (273 amino acids)
Biological process (GO): spliceosomal complex assembly; spliceosomal snRNP assembly
Cellular component (GO): nucleus; SMN complex; spliceosomal complex
Source: RefSeq, a predicted model, not a curated record